This is a messenger RNA of Raphanus sativus (radish), 1590 nucleotides long. Its product is annotated as probable fucosyltransferase 9. Bases 1 to 1590 code for a protein of 529 amino acids. Gene Ontology annotation, molecular function: galactoside 2-alpha-L-fucosyltransferase activity. The transcript is spliced from 2 exons. Gene Ontology annotation, cellular component: membrane; Golgi apparatus. Gene Ontology annotation, biological process: cell wall biogenesis; xyloglucan biosynthetic process. Lineage: Eukaryota; Viridiplantae; Streptophyta; Magnoliopsida; Brassicales; Brassicaceae. The record is from RefSeq and is a predicted model, not a curated record.
AUGAGAAUCCACUCGCAUCUCCUUCGUCCAAAAACCAGAUUCAACAUGAAGAAACUGGAAGACAACAUCUCGUUUAAGAUCUCAGGUGUGAUGAAACUCACCAUAACAUUCGCCACUUGCUUAGUACUUUCCAUGGUGCUACUAGUACUACCAUCACACAACAUCUUCAACGACCACAAGUCUCAUCUUACAACCACCGAAGAGCUUCUUGCAACAGGUUUUGAUGAGGAAUCUUGCAUGAGUAGGUACCAUCAGUCCUCUUUACGCAAACCUUCACCAUACAAACCAUCUACAAAUCUUGUCUCUAAGCUUAGAAGCUACGAGAUGCUUCACAAGCGUUGCGGUCCAGGCACAAAAGCUUACGAGAGAGCUACAAAGCAGCUUGGUAAAAACAAUGUGAUAAACAGCAGCGGUGAUGAUUGUCAAUAUGUAGUGUGGGCGCCUAUGUUCGGUCUAGGAAACAGAAUACUUUCCAUGGUCUCUGUCUUCACCUACGCUCUUAUGACAGAUAGAGUCAUGCUUGUCGACCAAAGGAACGAUAUAACCGACCUCUUCUGCGAGCCUUUUCCCGGUACUUCCUGGUUACUUCCUUCGGAUUUUCCAUUAACAAAUCAGAUAGAUAGCUUCAACCGUACGCAUUCGCAUUGUUAUGGGACCAUGUUGAAGAACCAUGCCGUUAACUCAACUACAAGACCGUCAUAUCUUUAUAUUGACAUCUUCCAUGACUCCAGGGAUCAUGAUAAGAGGUUCUUCUGUGAAGAGAACCAAGCUUUCAUCAAGAACGUCCCGUGGCUAGUUGUGAAGUCUAACCUUUACUACGCUCCAUCUCUAUGGUUAAUACCUAGUUUUCAGACCAAACUCAUGAAGCUGUUCCCGGAGAGAGAUACAGUCUUCCACCAUCUGAGCCAUUAUCUUUUACACCCGACAAACGAAGUUUGGGGAAUGGUGACAAGAUCCUACAACGCUUACUUAUCAAGAGCUGACGAGGUACUAGGGCUUCAAAUAAGAGUGUUCAGCACGCCAUCUGGUUAUUUCCAGCACGUGAUGGACCAGAUCCUGUCAUGCACGCAAAGAGAGAAGCUCUUGCCUGAACUAGCUUCAAAUGGAUCGCAACAAGUGAUGAAUAUAACGAAGACACCGAAACUUAAAGCUGUGCUUGUCACAUCUCUACAUCCAGAAUACUCUGAUGAGCUAAAGAACAUGUUUAUGGAACGACCUAGCUCAACAGGAGAGAUAGUUGAAGUGUAUCAGCCAAGCGGAGAAAGGGUUCAACAAACAGACAAGAAGGUACACGACCAAAAAGCUCUCGCGGAGAUCUAUCUUCUGAGUUUAACUGAUAAGCUUGUGACAAGCACAAGGUCUACGUUUGGAUACGUAGCUCAAGGUCUAGGAGGAUUGAAGCCAUGGAUACUGUACGAGCCAAGGCAUCAAAAAGCUCCUGACCCGCCGUGUGUUAGGGCCAUGUCUAUGGAGCCUUGCUCUCUAAAAGCACUUGUAUCUGCUUGUCAAGCCGAGACAAUCAAAACCACCCCUUUUGUUAAGUACUGUGAGGAUCGCAUCACAGGGAUUAAGCUAGUUGAUGAGUUGUAA